Molecule: messenger RNA, 364 nt
Organism: Cooperia oncophora
Lineage: Eukaryota; Metazoa; Nematoda; Chromadorea; Rhabditida; Trichostrongylidae
Source: the annotation of a GenBank genome assembly
GGAUACAAGAAAGUUUGAAGCAAUACAAUUGACUUUCAAACAGGUGUCGAAGAACUUUGUCGAAGUUUUCCAAAAGCUGGUACCAAAUGGCUCUGGAUCGUUGGUCAUUCAAACAAGCAAAGAUGACAGUAUUGAUGCCUCACAGCAUGGAGACAGUCAACCUCGUCACAUAGUGGAGAAUUUUGUUGGCGUAGGAAUCAAGGUAUCGUUUGAUGGAAGUUCGGAAACGCGUGAAAUGGUGCAACUAUCAGGCGGACAGAAGUCUCUGGUAGCAUUGGCGCUGAUUUUCGCUAUCCAAAAGUGUGAUCCGGCACCGUUCUACCUCUUCGAUGAGAUUGAUGCAGCCUUGGAUGCCUCAACAUAG